AUGGAGGGUCAAUCUUCAAAUGAAGGUUCCAGUUCCACCAAUGUUUCGCCACACUCUUCUGAUUCAACACUUCAGCUCAAUAUCAAAACUUUAGAUUCCCGAAUCUACACUUUCCAAGUUCAAAAAAAUAUGCCUGUUUCCUUGUUCAAACAAAAAAUUGCAAAUGAAAUUGGUGUACCGGUUAAUCAACAACGACUCAUAUUUAGAGGAAAAGUCUUGAAGGAUGAACAUUCUCUUUCUGAGUAUCAUGUUGAGAAUGGGCAUACAUUGCAUUUAGUUGAAAGACAGCCAAAUCCGCCGCAGACUUCUGCUACGCCUUCUGUUGAGACAACUACUACAAACAGUAACCGAGGAAACGAUGCUGGAUCAGGAGCUCCUCGUAACCGUGUUGGGCAAAUUUCACACAGCGUCGUACUCGGGACUUUUAAUGUGGGGGAACAGGUUGAAGGCACUGCUCAAGACCUUACUAGGGUUAUUGGGGCAGUUUUGAAUUCUAUUGCCAAUGGGGGACAGGGCCAGACCACAAUUAAUGUUCCGAAUUCCACACAACAUUCUCCGGCUCCACCGGGGAAUGAAACUGAAGGAAAUCAAAGCCUAGCUGGAAAUCAGGCACCGUCUGGACAGACAUUUCCUGGUUUGGCAUUUCAACCGAUGCCUCAUGGUGUUCAGAUUCCGACCGUCGCAGGAGCAAUACCCAUUCCUUCUUUCAACACACCAAUUCCUGACUCACUGAACACUUUGUCUGAGUUCAUAAAUCGCAUGGAACAGAUACUUUCACAAAACGGUUAUGGGCCAAAUAUAUCUUCAACUAACUCUGGAGAUCAACGGGUAGAAUUGCCUUCCAAUGCACAAGGGUUGCCAACACUUGAAGCAUUGACCGCUGUAUUGCAUCGCGCAGAACAGUUGCUUAGUGGUCAAGCUGUUUCUGUGCUAUAUCAUAUUGCAGGACGCAUGGAGCGAGAGGGAACUUCUGCUGAUCUAGGUGUAAGAGGUCAAAUACAGUCUGAGUCAGUACAGAUAGGAAUUGUUAUGCAGCAUUUGGGUGCACUUCUACUUGAACUAGGCCGAACUAUGUUAACACUGCGAAUGGGACGAUCUUCUGCAGAAUCUGUUGUUAAUUCUGGACCAGCAGUUUAUAUUUCUCCAUCAGGACCAAAUCCUAUAAUGGCACAGCCAUUUCCACUCCAGACAAGCUCCCUGUUUGGCGGUCCACUUUCAUCUUCAACUCCUGCAACUUUAGGCACAGUUGGUGUUGGAAGUGCUCCUAGGAACGUGAACAUUCACAUACAUGCUGGUGCCUCUCUUGCACCAAUUGUUUCAGCCAUUGGCUCUAGACCAAAUAAUGGGGAAGGGACAAGGACUGAACACCGUAGUGAGUCUGGCUCUGGUGAUUCAGCGGAAAUUCAUUCUCGUCUUAGAAACUCUGUUGGUAAUUUGCAAGGAGAUAACACAGUUCUGUCAGGUGGCCAAACACAAUCAACUAACAGGGACGUGUCUUCUGGAUCUGAACUAAGACCUGCACAUGUAAAUGAACAGAGAGAUACUACAGUGGAGAUGAAUGAAUGUGGGGCUGCCAGUGCAUCUUCAGUUGGUUGCACUUCUGAAAGUGGAGCAGAGAAGCCCCAAACUGAGACAAUCAAAACCUGUAGUAAUGACGAGAGAGAUGUUUUGGUCGACAAAUUUGUUUCAAGUUCUUCCAAUCAAGAUUUACAAACUUCUUCUAGUGGAGAAACCAUGGUAAAAUCAGAAAAAGUACAGGAUGCUCCAUCUGCAAGUGAAAGACGGGAUGUAACUGAACCUGCCAAAACUGCUCCUCUUGGAUUGGGUAUGAGUGGUUUGGAGCGUAAGAGACGGACUAGACUUCAACCUCCUGUUGGUAAAGGUGCCGGUGAUGGAUCCUCCAGUUCUUCCAUCAACCAAAGUCAGGAAACAAGGACAGAUAGUCAAAAUCUAUUGCAAACACCUGCGGGCCAAGGAUCAGCUGUUAAUUUGAUAAAUGGGGAUAGGCCAUCAUCUCAGCGACCCAUGCCACCCGGUGGUAGUCAGGUUGAUGUGGCAGGUUUAAUGUCUCAGUUCACACAAAGCCCACAGAUGAUGAACACAGUCAAUCAGAUUGCCCAGCAGGUUGACAGUCAGGGUAUGGGAAAUAUGUUAUCUGGAAUGGGAAGAGGGCAGGGUGGUGGCAUCGACUUCUCAAGGAUGUUUCAACAGAUGAUGCCCAUUGUAUCACAAGCCCUUGGAGGGGGAAAUCCUCCAUCACCAUUCUCUGCUGCAGAACCAGAAACCCUUGUUCCCUACAGGAAUGAAAAUUCUGAUAAUCAAAACUUACAGCUUGACCUUCAACCAGUGGUAGAGACGAUCAAUCGUCUGAGUCCACCUGCAGACAUCUUCCGUGCUGUAGCUGAAAAUGCCGUUCAGCAGUCUGGCAGUGGAAGUGCUUCCAAUGACCUUCUGGAUGAGUUGUGUUGCAAUGAAAGUCUUGCCAGUGAAUAUUUGGAGAUGUUGCGACAUGAUGUAGGUCAGUUGCUUGAAGGACGUUCCAAGAGUGACAAGUCAUAA
Messenger RNA from Vicia faba (fava bean), 2559 nucleotides. The record is from the annotation of a GenBank genome assembly. Lineage: Eukaryota; Viridiplantae; Streptophyta; Magnoliopsida; Fabales; Fabaceae.